GAGAUGCAGGAGGAGUUUGUGGGCGACUUCCAGGUCGGGGAACGAGUCUGGGUGAACGGGAACAAGCCUGGAUUCAUCCAGUUCCUCGGGGAGACCCAGUUUGCCCCUGGUCAGUGGGCCGGGAUCGUCUUGGACGAGCCCAUCGGCAAGAACGACGGCUCGGUGGCGGGUGUGCGCUACUUCCAGUGCGAGCCGCUGAAGGGCAUCUUCACCCGGCCGUCCAAGCUGAGUAGGAGCUUGCAGGCCGACGAUGAGACCAACUGCCGGCAGCCAGCGCCUGCCGCCUGGGCCACACCACCCCUGUCGGCCUCCCCGGCCCUUGCCGGCACCGCGAAGGUGCCCCAGUCCCCCGCGAAGGAGUCACCGGCCACCCCUCACAUCAGCAGCCUGACCAGGACGGCCAGCGAGUCCAUCUCCAACAUCUCUGAGGCCAGCUCCCUCAAGAAAGGGGAGCGGGAGCUGAAGCUCGGGGACCAGGUGCUGGUGGGAGACAUGGAGGCCGGUGUGGUGCACUUCCUCGGGGAGACGGACUUCGCCAAGGGGGAUUGGUGCGGCGUAGAGAUGGACAAGCCACUGGGCAAGAACGAUGGUGCCGUGGCCGGAACGAGGUACUUCCAGUGUCAGCCCAAGUAUGGCUUGUUUGCUCCCAUUCACAAAGUCACCAAGAUCGGCUUCCCUUCCACAACGCCGGCCAAGGGCAAGGUGGCCGCCGUGAGGCGUGUGAUGGCCACCACCCCCGCCAGCCUGAAGCGCAGCCCUUCGGCCUCCUCGUUCAGCUCCGUCAGCUCCGGGGCCUCAUUCGAGAGCAGCAGAUCCGGCCGCACGGGACUAGUAAGCAAAACCUCCUCCCGCUACGCCCACAAGAUCUCUGGCACCACCGCCCUCCAGUAGGCGCUGAAGGAGAAGCAGCAGCACAUUGAGAAGCUGCUGGCCGAGCAGGACCUAGAGCGGGCGGAGGUGGCCAAGGCCACGAGCCACAUGGGGGAGAUAGAGCAGGAGCUGGAAGCGACCGACUGGGAGAAGGUGGAGCUGCUGAACCAGCUGGAGGAGGAGAAGAGGAAAGUGGAAGACCUCCAGUUCCGAGUCGAGGAGGAAUCCAUCACCAAAGGCGACCUGGAGAACGAGGUGAAGUCCCUGCAGGUGGCCUCUGAGAAGCUCGCCAAGGAGAACGAGUGCCUGAGGACCAAGCUGGACCAUAAGCUGGAGACGGCCAUCUCCCCGCACCAACAGGCCAUGGGCGAGCCGAAGGCAUCCGUGAGCCAGGGCGUGGGCGCCGAGGCGGCCGAGCUGGCCGAGCUCAAGAUGCAGAUCGAGAGGCUACAGUUCGAGUACCAGCAGGAGGUGGAGAGCCUGAAGGACCAGCAGGCGGCUGAGCGUGCAGCGCACGCCUCCGAGCUGCAGAUGCUCAGGUCGCGGCUGUUCAGGACGGCCCAGGAGCAGAAGAACAGCCUGGAGGCCGCACGGGCCAAGCUCGAGCAGAUCGAGGACCAGCACCUGGUGGAGAUGGAGGACGCCCUGAACAAGCUGCAGGAGGCGGAGACGAAGGUAAAGCACCUGGACGAGGAGAAGGUGGACGAGUGCUGCCUGGACAGCGACCAGACAGGCCUGUACCACGCGACCAAGGGCCUGAUGAAGCUGCUGGCCUGUCAUGUAAAGCUGCCACCCGAGAAAUUCGCCCUGAAGAGGCAGGGUGACGGGCAGGACCUGCCCACAGAGUCCAAGAAGCUGCCGCUGAACUCAGCCGAGGAGCUCUAUGCUGAGAUCCAAGACCGCAACUUCAACGCCGUGGGCGCCGUGCUCUGCAAGAAGGCCAAGGUGAUCUUGGCUGCCUUUGAGGUGACUGGAGCCUGGGGCCAGGCGGCAGCUGCUGGCGGUGGCGGCAUCUCCACUAGCUCCUGCAUCUAG
Messenger RNA from Sorex fumeus (smoky shrew), 1905 nucleotides. RefSeq names its product CAP-Gly domain-containing linker protein 1-like. Gene Ontology annotation, biological process: cytoplasmic microtubule organization; positive regulation of microtubule polymerization. The record is from RefSeq and is a predicted model, not a curated record. NCBI's taxonomy places the organism in Eukaryota, Metazoa, Chordata, Mammalia, Eulipotyphla, Soricidae. Gene Ontology annotation, cellular component: nucleus; cytoplasm; microtubule plus-end. Gene Ontology annotation, molecular function: microtubule plus-end binding. The annotation marks the transcript as partial. The transcript has 12 exons.